Molecule: messenger RNA, 1185 nt
Organism: Penicillium macrosclerotiorum
Lineage: Eukaryota; Fungi; Ascomycota; Eurotiomycetes; Eurotiales; Aspergillaceae
Product: PRCC domain-containing protein
Exons: 1
Coding region: 1-1185 (394 amino acids)
Cellular component (GO): nucleus
Source: RefSeq, a predicted model, not a curated record
AUGGCGCUGGUAGCCUACUCUGAUUCUGAAGGCUCAGAUGCCGAGCCUGACACCACACCCAUUCCUGCUACCGAUAAAGCGAAGAAGCCCGAGUCGGGCCCCGGAUUUCAGAUUGAUCGCAGCAACCCACGUAAGAUCCGGGUUGCCCUUCCGGAGCUCAAACCGGAACAUACGACUAGCCAGGACUCGGACGAUGGACCCGCGCGAAAGAAAGCUAGACUCGGAGGAGCCUCGGGAGGAGCAUUCUCCGCCUUCAACUCGUUGCUGCCCGCUCCCAAGCGGGCAGCUGAGAAGAAGGCGCCGUUGGCCUCGACCCGAAAAGUAUUCAGCUUGAAGACAGGCGCAACGCCAGGCUUUGAUCGCGAGGCUGACGCGGAAUUCAAGUGCGACCAGACUCUUCCCACCAACGCGGAGGAUAUGGAUGGAGAGGGUGAGACAAUCCCCAAAGCCGGCAGCCUCGGACAAGCAUCGUCCAACACAGAUGGCGGGCUGAUACAAAAGACUGAGAGUGGAGAGGUCAAAUUGCAAGGGAACCCAAUGAUGUUUCGACCCUUGUCCGUUGCACGCAACCAGAAAAAGAAGAAGACAACCAAAGCCUCUUCCCAAUCAAUACCACCCGCGACGAGCCAGCAAUCUACCGCAAAGCCCGCUCCUACGAGCGCUGCGCCAGUACCGCAGGCACCAAAGCCCAAGGUGAGCCUGUUCUCACUUUCCUCGGAGGACACGGCACCCGAGCGCGCGUCAGUCUCAGAGAGCUACGAGCCUUUGGUCUACAAUGCCGAACCCGAGGAUAUGCCAACGACUCUAGCAGCUGCACCUGACUCGGUGCCUGUAGACGCUGCAUACUAUCCCACAAAUGCCUCGGUAUCAUCUUCUCUCAACAAUAUUGCCAAUGAUCUCAACCUAUCCAAAUCAGAACGUCGUCAACUGUUUGGCCGCAAUGCCCCGUCUGCCGAGUCGCAGAUCCUCACCUUCAACACCGAUAAAGAAUACGCACAUAAUCAAGCUCUGGCGGAGACUGAGCUGGCAGGGACUCAGCACAAUCCCGUUCGUGCCAUUGCCCCUGGCAAGCAUUCCUUGCAGCAGUUGGUCAACGCGGCGACUUCACAGAAGGACGCCCUGGAAGAAAGCUUCGCGUCGGGGAGGAGGAAACAAAAGGAGGCAGGUUCAAGAUACGGAUGGUAA